UUAGCUAAGGUCAAAAACUUCUCAAUUUGAUUUGGUUAGGGGGAACUUCAACUUCUUCCUACAUAACGCCACCUUCCACCGAUACGGUUUCAAGUUUCAACUCAUCAAAGUUUCUCAAACCAUCAUCCAUUUUUUUCUUUUUGUUUUUUUUUACACAAUCAUCCAUUUUUUUCUUGCAUUGCCUUUUCGACGAAUUUCUGCAAAAACGCACCAACUCAUUCAUUUCGAUUUCCAUUAUCUCACCCAGUUGUUUUUCGGUCAUCUUGUCUAUUGUUGAAUUUGUGUGAUAAAUGGAUGAUGAAACAGCUCCAGAUUUACUUAGUGAUCUGCCACUUAGCAUAAUUGAGAUUAUUCUUAGCUUACUGCCUAUAAGAGAUGCUAUUAGAAUGAGCACAUUGUCAACUAAAUGGAGGUAUAGAUGGGCAAGCCUUCCACAGCUUACUUUCUGUGACAAAUGUGUCAGUUCUGUGCCGGACAAGUCGGCUGUCGAAAACAAGCUUAUAAAGUUUAUUACCCAUGCCCUUUUUCUCCACAAAGGCCCCAUUCAUAAGUUUAAGAUUUGUACUUCGAUCUUGCAAAGUUGCCCUGAUAUUGAUCAGUGGCUACUUUUCCUCUCGAGGAAUGAUGUUAGGGAGCUCACCCUUGAAUUGAGUGAUGGUGAGUGGUUCAGGGUGCCAACUUGUCUGUUUUCUUUCAAGAAAUUGACUCUUUUGGAGCUUUGUCGAUGUGAAUUGGAUCCUCCGCCUGGGUUUAGAGGGUUUAUAUGCUUGCGUACCUUGACACUCAAUCAAGUUUUGGUGACACCUGAAGCAAUUGAAAGCCUAAUUACUAAUUGUCCUCUACUUGAGAGUUUAACAUUGUCAUACUAUGAUGGUUUGGACUUGAAUGUCAAUGCCUCUAAUCUUAAGUACUUGCACCUAGAAGGCGAAUUCAAAGAUUUAUGCCUCGAAAAUACCCCAAUGCUGGAAGAAGUCUCUAUCUCUUUGUAUAUGAACACAGAUGAAAUUCAGGAGCAUUUUGAGCAACUUUCAGGUUGCAAUUUCGUCCAGUUUCUUGGUGGUGUGCCCAAUCUCAAAAGGCUAGCCGGACAUGUCUACUUUACAAAGUAUUUAAGCAUAGGCAUUGAGCAGUGGACACCAUCACUGACUUACAGCCAUCUAAAGAUCAUUGAAUUAAACCAAGUAAGUUUUGAGGACAUGAAAGAGUUACUGGUUGUUCUUCGCCUGAUUACAAACUCCCCAAACUUGCAGGAGCUUCAGAUCUCUGGUUCUUCAAACACAAAUGUCAUACUGGAAGCACCUAACUUAGACUUUUGGGAGGCAGAAUGUCCUCCAGAUUGCACAUUCAAACAGUUGAAAACCGUGAAGAUGACAGAUAUGUAUGGAGUGCCUCAUGAGAUGGAAUUGAUAAAAAUUUUACUGGGGAACUCUCCAGCUCUUGAAAAGAUGAGUAUAGUGCCCUGUGUAUAUGUUACAGAGUUAAAAGUGGAUAUGCUGGUAGAAUUAGUAAGACUGCGACGAGCCUCUCCUCUAGCUGAAAUUCAGUUUAUCCAAGAAUGAAUAUUGUGCAUUUUUAGAAUGCAUUCCCUCAGAAUAUAAGGUACACCAGGAAGCCAAUUUAAUUCAUUCCCUCACAAUAAAAAAAAACUCCAUGAAACCAUUCUUUUCCAAAAUGUCAUGUAUGAAAUUCUCUGCAUUGCAUGUACAUUUUAUAUGAUAGUAAAAACUGUGGACGCAUAAUUUCUCUCCAAAAAAUUUAAGUUUGAAUGUGCGCCAUUUCUGAUUACAGUAACCUGAAUUACUGUAAUUCUGUCGACUAUGUAACUGCAAAGAUAGAAUCAUCAAGGGAAAAGUGAGGUUGAUUUGCA
Chenopodium quinoa (quinoa) is the source of this 1867-nucleotide messenger RNA. RefSeq names its product F-box/FBD/LRR-repeat protein At1g13570-like. Gene Ontology annotation, molecular function: protein binding. The transcript is spliced from 4 exons. Lineage: Eukaryota; Viridiplantae; Streptophyta; Magnoliopsida; Caryophyllales; Amaranthaceae. The record is from RefSeq and is a predicted model, not a curated record. Bases 291 to 1559 code for a protein of 422 amino acids.